Messenger RNA from Rhizophagus irregularis DAOM 181602=DAOM 197198, 810 nucleotides. The record is from RefSeq and is a predicted model, not a curated record. Lineage: Eukaryota; Fungi; Glomeromycota; Glomeromycetes; Glomerales; Glomeraceae.
AUGGUGUGGUGCUUGCUUGCGGCCAUGGUUACCAUCCAGUUUGUUAUAGCAUAUAUUGCGAGAAUUUUUAUAAGAAUGCGAGAAGGAAUAUCAGACGAGACAAUAAAUGAACAAGCAGAUGUAUCUGCCAUGUUAGCAACAGCAAUCAGUGAUAUAAAUUAUUGGUUUAUAAAUCUUCGCGAGAAAGCUAAUGAGUGGGAAUCACUUAAAGAACUUGCAAAGACUUAUACAGAAACUGACAUAAAAGAGCUUCGGAGCCCCCCUUCGUCAGGAAAGAAUACUCUUGGCGAGUAUUUCCGAGAUUAUCAUAAUGAUAUUUAUAUUAUUCUUGCCGGUAUGAUAUGUGAAGGUGAAGAGACCAAGAGAAAUGAGUUUGAUGCUUUCUGGAUGUGUAAAAAGGUGAAGAUUUUUAGUCAAAUACUGGAUGUAAUGAUACUUUUCCUUGGUAUGUACCAUCCAACACUUGUUGAUAAUCCAACACCUGCAGAAUUUGCUCAUGCUCUUGGCCUGAAUGAUACACUUGUCAUGAACUUCGUUCAGAAAUCAACAACUUCUCGUGCUGUUCAUUGGACUGAGAACUGGAAUCCAAGUAAAGGUGAAACCAAAGACUUUUUAGUACGAACUAUUGAACGCCUUCCAUCUAAAUUAAUCAAUUCACUUGGGAAAGGGAUUGAUUCAUACUUAUUCAAAAGAGGCUGGCAGAUGGAGUGGUAUCGUACUGCAACAACUGUAGUACCAAUAGAUGCAACAGUUAAUGCAGAUUGUGGGCACAGUGUUUGGCUCAUCAGAAUUUCUAGAUUCUUACAUUAA